Camponotus floridanus (Florida carpenter ant) is the source of this 1708-nucleotide messenger RNA. Its product is annotated as proclotting enzyme. Gene Ontology annotation, molecular function: serine-type endopeptidase activity. Gene Ontology annotation, biological process: proteolysis. The coding region runs from base 83 to 1417 and encodes 444 amino acids. The record is from RefSeq and is a predicted model, not a curated record. NCBI's taxonomy places the organism in Eukaryota, Metazoa, Arthropoda, Insecta, Hymenoptera, Formicidae. The transcript has 8 exons.
CUCUAGUCGAGGCUGUCUAAAAAGCCACCGUCGCGCUCCUGCUGUUGUCAUUCAAGAAAAGCCGACAUCGACAUUAAUUUAAAUGCAGACGUUUACUAAUGUCUAUCAAUUUGUGCUACUCUCUUUAUUGUGCAUCCUUCAAUGUUACCGAUGCCUUCCCACCGAUUUCAAAAAUGCUACAGAUCUAACGAUAGUAAGGAACCGAGAAUGGGAACAUCCUCUGCAUCAAAACCUAUUCCGAUUUCCAGAAAACAUUUCGCAUCCGUACUUUCGCGGCAAACGAUUUAUCAAUCUGGGUCCCGGAACUUUAAGCAAACAAAAAACGCAUCAAGCUUGUAUCGCGCCGGGCAAUCAGCCGGGUCACUGCAAACAUUUUAGCGGAUGCGUCCUUGAGCAAUUCCGCUUGAACUUUGAGCGAUUUAUGGAUUAUAUGUGCAUAAUUGAGCAAACAUACAUCGGUGUGUGUUGUCCGGAUAGCAUCGUGACAACUCGAUCGGAUAAAACCUUCGACGAUGAUUUAGCCAGCGUGUUACCAGCGAUUGCAAAUCUUGACGAUGACAAGGAGGAAUGGGACGAGAACGAGAAUGAGCCAUCCACUGACGACAAGGAUGCAAUUUCGCGGAAUAACGCGACUUUGUCCGAUAUUAAGGAAGCGAUGAGGAAAUCGCGAAGACCCAGAGGUUGUGGCACGACCACAAAAACGAAGAUCAGAAUCGCGGGUGGCCAGCCGGCUGAUCCUAAAGAAUGGCCGUGGAUGGCGGCUCUUCUCCGACAAGGCGCGAUUCAGUAUUGCGGGGGUGUAUUGAUCACCGAUAGGCAUGUUCUUACCGCGGCGCAUUGUGUUUACAGGUACAAACCGCGUGACAUCACGGUGAGACUCGGCGAGUACGAUUUUACCAAAUCCGAUGAAACGCGUGCAUUGGAUUUCAUGGUUUCGGAAAUACGAAUACAUAGGGAUUUCAAGUUAACCACUUACGAGAACGACAUUGCCAUUAUUAAAAUCAAUCGACCCACAACAUUUAAUAGCUACAUCUGGCCUAUCUGCCUCCCGCCGGUUCAACAAUCGUUCGAGAAUAAGAACGCCAUCGUCACAGGAUGGGGUACGCAAUAUUACGGAGGACCUACCAGUACAGUACUAAUGGAGGCCGCAGUGCCGGUGUGGCCUCAGGAAAGAUGCGUUCGCAGCUUUACGCAACGCAUCCCGAAUAGUACCCUGUGCGCCGGCGCUUACGAGGGUGGUCGCGACGCCUGUCAAGGUGAUUCAGGCGGUCCAUUGCUACAUCAACUUGGCAACGGCAGGUGGGUCACCAUCGGAAUAGUAUCCUGGGGAAUCCGUUGCGGUGAACCUGGAUUCCCGGGGAUAUACACCCGCGUGAGCUCUUACCUCGAUUGGAUAUUCGCGAACGCCGUAUUUUGAACGUUAUAUUUUGAAACCCGCUCCCGUUCACUCCCCUUUCCCGCCGAUCUUUCAUAUGUACCAAAGAUUUUUCUAUCUUUUUAUACAUAUAUCUAAAGAUUUUUAUCGCACUUUUAUGUAUGACGUGUCCAAUAAAAACUGUCUACUAAAACAAUUUUCCUUUUAUUACAAUGCAGAAUAAAGUAAAAACGUGUGCGGCGUUAAUAAGUUACACGGAGGGGACACGCCGAGCUAAUCAGACAGUUUUUUUGAAAACGAUUAAACUUUAUUUUCGGAAUAUUCAUUGGUACA